Parnassius mnemosyne (clouded apollo) is the source of this 588-nucleotide messenger RNA. The record is from the annotation of a GenBank genome assembly. Lineage: Eukaryota; Metazoa; Arthropoda; Insecta; Lepidoptera; Papilionidae.
AUGUGUGAUUCCGUUUCGCAAAGACAUAUCCCAGUAACUACAACUAGUCAAGCAAUGUUUGAUAAUGACUUCCUUGCCUUGAAGCAACGGUUUAUUAACGAGAUGCAGAGGAUGGAUCAAGAGAUUACUAGAUUUAGCACAAAUCUCAUGAACCUCUACGAUUUAACUCCAUCGGAACACUGUAGCCUAAGGGCUGACUCUAUGUCUAUCAGAACGGACCCGGCCAGCCAAUGGGAAAUGAUUACCAACUCCCCUCUGGUAGAGGGUGAGGGUGAUAAUAAAAGUCUUAAAUUACAAUUCGAUCUCAGUCAAUUUGAGCCUACAGAGGUAAAGGUUUCCAUAAUGAAUGACAUCCUCUUAGUACAAGCAUCACAUGAAGAGAGAACGCCAGACUGCACUAUCUUUAGAGAAUACGCUAGGGAGGUGCAACUUCCAAAGGGUCUUGAUCCAGACGUCAUAGCCUCAUUUCUCUCACGAGACGGAGUCUUGACAGUGCAAGCGCCUCUACCAAUUCCCGUCAAAGUUAUUGGGGACCGAGCCUCAGUCACAAACAAGUAUAACAAUGGCAGCCAGGGAAGUUGUUCUUAA